UCUCUCUCUCUCUUUCUCUCUCUCAGUCCUCCCCGCGCGCAGGAGAAUCGCCGUAAGCCGCGGAGAGCGCGCAAAAUGCCAGUGAUUCGACGCGACUUGGAGUACGCGCCUCGACGCGGCGAAACGAAGCGGGCGCCACGCGAAUUCGAACGCGCGGACGUGUGUCGCGAGCCGUCUUACGCCACACGAACUCAGAGCUCUGGUUUGCGCGUGAGCUCUUCUAAGUGUCUCUUUGCUGAAGUUUUUUUUUUUUUUUUUUUUUUUUUUUCGAAGCCGUCACGUGGACGCGACGCGCAGUUGAGUUUACGCGCGAGUAAGUUAUCUCGCGUAUUUCGCGGUGCGAGUGAGAGGUUUUUUACUGGCCGGUUGAAAGCAAGUAGAGAAGGUGUCCACGGUAGUAAUGAUUGUAAUUUUAAACGACCUCCAGAGAUUUGUGAGUGUCUGGACGAAAUACUCCAUUCCCGACACGAGUUAAUUACUUCAGUGAAUAUUUGUCAAGAUUUUAUAGGAAAUUAAUGUGGUGCUAAGUGUAUCUUCAGUGUAAACGACAUAUGAUCGAACAGUAAAUAGAGCAUUUGAGUUUUUAUAAUGCACAUCGUCAGAUACAGAUUUAAUUUUGUCUAUUGGUUGAUAAAGUCUUGAUUUUAAUACGUGUUUUAAAAUAUUUUUUAUUGGCUUAAUUAUAAGCAGAAACUAAAAGAAAAUUUAAUAAAAGUUUUCUUACAUGAAACACGGAUUCCAUAUAGGAAAUUGCACUUGGAUUAUUGAGAGAUCGCGUGAAGAACGGCAGAGGAGGAGAGGAAAGGGGUGAGACCAACGUCGUAAUCGUUUGAGGGCGGAGAAAGUAUCUGACGAAGUUUCGAGGUACUUUCAUGGCGGUUAAGCGAGAUGUUCGAAGGAAACCACAAAUUGAUGAGAUAAGAAUCGAUUAAUGAUAAAGUAAUAGCAUGAUCUGGAAAAAAGAUAUUGAAUUUGCUGAUUAGUAAUACGUCACUAUUAAACGAGGAUGCAAGAUAUAUUAGUUAUGCCAGUUAUGAAAGUAUAUUGAGUGUCGCUUUAGUAAUCUGGAGUUAUUCGAGGAAAUCGUUUAAAUACAACAAUAAUAAUUAUAAUAAUGAUCGUCGAAGUCAUUGUACUUGAGAAUAAAUCACUUUCUCGAUAUCGAGUGCAUUGACUUUAAGGACGCUCGUGCAAUUCGCGCUGAAUCUUUUCGUAUAGAAUGAUCAUUCCAGUCGAACCUCGGGCACGGAAGAAAAGGGAAGAGGAGGGCAAUGAGGAAGAGGGAGGAGGAGCGACGGUGGUGGCGGUGCAGCAGCACAGCGUCGAAAAAGGAAAGCCACGCUGAUCAUCCACGACUGGAAGACCUCGGCGUUGCACCUUAGCGGACCUUAGCGCAACGGUGAAGAGGGACGAAAGAAAGAAAGGGAGAGGAAGGACGAAGAGAAAGAUACGGAUAGCGAAAGGGCAAGGAGGGCAAGAAGAAAAGAGAAACAAAGAGUAAAGGGAUUGAAAAGGAGAAAUAGAGAACGAAAACAACGGAGCAGGAGAAAGGAAUCCAUAAAUUUUUGUUUUCAUAAGUACUUUCUUUCGUGAAACCGGGAUUACCGAGAUUUCUGUUGAACUUCUCAAACUCCUCCAUAAAUUUUUGUGCAGAAUACUUUUAUAUUUAUAGCGCUUUUGUAUCUUUUAUGUAAACCUUUGUGAUUUGCGAAUGCAAUUAAUCUUUACCACACAAAUAUAUCCGAUACACUUAGAGAUAGUAUAAAUCUGUAGCGAUUUUACUUCCGCGAGUCGAGGUUGGUUGCGCUGCCUCAUGAGGCCCCUCACCUUCGAGAAUCUGAGAAGGCUCGUGAGCCGCAAGAAGGAUCGCAAUGAGCCCUCCUUCAAGCGUAGCGAGUCCUUCAAGAGAAUUUCUAUUAGGAAGAGUUACUUAGAUCGGGGUAAACGACGAAAUCGCCUCCAGAAAAAUUUAGAGCCUGUUAUUAAUACACCUUCCCCGCAACCAACAACGAAUGAUAAAAUUGUUUCUCAACAAAUUAAAGAACAAGAAUUCAAGAAAAAUGAAGAACGCUCCCUUAGUCGCGAUUCCAUUACUUACGAUGAGUGGCUUCAAGGAGUCAGCUCCUCUUCCCGUGAGAAACUACACGAAGAUAAUCUCGAGUCUCUUCAAUAUUCUAAAAUUAAAGCCACAAAACUUGCUAAACAUAUCGACGCGGAUUCAGUUGUUGAGGAUCUGAAAAUUCUCGAGCUUGAUGCCUCGCCGAUUUUAGUAUCCAAAUCUAAAUCCUUUGGGAUUGUUACGGACGAGACGACCAAUGGACAUGAUACGCUUUGGACCCAAGAUUCUUCUGUAGAUGGAUCGCUCAGUGUCAGCAUCGGUCUUGGCAGGAUAUGGAGGGAUGCAGUGCCAGUUCCGGUUUCGGCUCCGAUAUCGGCACCUUCGUAUUCCUCUGUUUCGACUUCUUCGAUUCAUCAUUCUCUAGACAGUGCUCUAAAGGAGAAGAAACCGCAGCCGACUGUUGCGAGAACGGUUUCGGCGCCAGAAAAGCCCAUCAGCAAGGAGACCUCGUCGUCCUUUGGCUUCUCUCUUAGGAUCGCCAGAUUCACUGAUUUCAGGCCAGGGGUGACACGAAACGGUCUCUUUCGUCGGAAGACACCAAAACCAUCGCCAAGCGUGAGCACGGAGGGUUACUUCAAACGAACGAGUGGGUCUAGACAUUCUAGUUCUCGUCGUCGAAGCGGUAAGAGAACUUUACAACGCGCUAGCAAAAAGAAUCAGCAACCUGCGGCUCGCACUAGCAGUCCGGUAUGGUUCGUCCCGCCUGAGAGACGUCGUUCGAGACGUCAACGACGAGUCUGGCGGGAGAUCAGAUACUUCCCCGAUGAUGAGGGUCCAAUCCUGGAGAGAAUUAAUGAUUGGUCAUCAAACGUGUCAGAUGACCAGUUUGAUGACCAGAAACUGCUACUAUCAGGUGAUUUCAAUGAGCGUCGGGAUGAUGACGCUUUGAACUCGAUUAUUUCAUCGUCCUUGGGCUCUUUCUCAGCGACAUCGUCCUCAUCAUCGGCUUGCCCAGCUCCAAAAAUUAGUGACUUUAACGAAGACAAGCUAUUCUCUGAAGAAUUAAGGACCAACGGUCUUCCAGUGCGCGGAGCUACUUGGAGGCUCUCACCGACGACAACGACGACAGCGGCAACGAUGAUGGUGUCAACAGUGACGCCCACAAGAACAAUUCUUUCUGGAAAUUAUUUUGCCAGCAGUCAAUUUCUCACUUUUUUAGCCAAGGACAUUGUCAAGGAAAGAUCGAAAAACGAAAACUCUAACACGGGUUACAGAUGUCUCUCGUCAACCGACAGCGAGGACGAUGUUGAACGUUCCAACUUUGAACGAAGGAAAAACUUUCCGCAGCAACGACAACAGUAUUUAAAGAGGCAAAAAUCGGGACUUAAGAGGAGACCCUUGCGUCGCAAGUCACAAUUGAGAAGAGCGUCUGGUCAGCCGGUAUUCCUCGUGCGCAAGUGCUCGUCCUUGAGGAAACGUCCUAGAGAUAUUACGCAGAAAGGUUAUGAAAAGAAACGGACGCGUCUACUUCAGCCAUAUGCCUCGAAGCAGAUAGGGGCUGGAAAUGGUGGUAUUGGUGGUGGUGGAGGUGGUAGCGGCGACGGAGGCGUCGUUGGUAGAGGGCUGGAGAGAACGGGUUACGGAAGCGGAGGAGGUGGCGGUGAAGGUGGCGGAGGAGGUGGAGGCGGAGGAGGAGGAGGAGGUGGCUAUGGCGGUGGCGGCGGCGGCGGUCGACCGCAGCCACGUGCACGGCGCACGCAACGGCGCGUCACGCACAACGAGAAGCGCUAUCACUCAGGCGGUCGACUAGCGCCCGGAGGAAUUGCCAGUCCCCCGGGUUCUGGCGGCUCUACAGGAAACACCGGGAACUCGAACUCGGCUGCUGCGGCGGCGGCAGCGGCAGCGGCGGCGGCAGCUAGACGCGGUAAUCGCAGACUCACGCGCAAUGAGAGCCGUUACCAUUCCGAGGUGCGCCAAGAGGCGGUACAACAGGCCUUGGCGGCGAUGCAGGGACGACCGAAGCCAUCCUUGCCGAUGCCGUCCAAGAGAACCUCCGUGAUGGCCAGGAGUCCAGAUCGGGAGAGACGCGACAGCGGAGAGUCCAGCAGCGACGAGGAUAGCGUUGUAACUGAAGAGAGUCCGGGCGCGGGUGGCCCAACCGGCACCGGUCUUUCGGAUACCAGUAGCACUGGUUCUGCGCGGGACACUCCACCGCCGCCCAGACCGCCGGCCAGGAGGCCACCCGGCGCCGACAUCACCGAUAUUGCCGAAUACACGCCGCAUGCCUAUUGCAAUAUCCAACCACCAGACGUUACCCACGUGACGAGCAGCACCCCGGUCGGACAGCAGCAAUCGGCGACGCGACGGCCCGGUGCCGAUCGGGUAAACCGUUACGCGCAUGUGGUUGAGGAUCAGAAUAAUACUGGCACCACCGGUCGUUGGAAGGUCUCUGCGAAAAUCCAGCAACUAUUGAAUACGCUGAAACGGCCGAAACGUCGACCGCUACCGGAAUUUUACGAGGAUGACGACAUUGAGCUGGAAAUCGCAGCGAAUCCGAAGGAUCCCAAUGCUCCUAAACCCGAAGGUGGUUCAAUGACGUCAGCAGUGGGCGAAGCCCUGUCGGUGCCAUCAGGAUUGCCACGUUCUCUCGAGGCCGCCAUUCAGAGGUACGGCUCGGCAACGUACAAAGCACCCGUGGCCACUGUCCUGGAUCCUAACGGCAAGCUUUGCGUAACGCUCACGUAUGGGAAGCUACUCAGCCGCUCUCACAAGAUUGCUUAUACUCUUCUGAAUAAGGCUCUAAGUCGCGGCGGUGAUUGCUGCCUGAAACCUGGUGACAGGAUAGCCCUGGUUUAUCCGAACAACGAUCCGAUCAGCUUCAUGUGCGCCUUUUAUGGUUGUCUUCAGGCCGGUAUCGUACCAGUGCCCAUCGAAGUACCUCUGACCCGUCGUGACGCGGGUUCCCAACAGAUUGGUUUUCUCUUGGGAAGCUGUGGAAUUCAGGUGGCACUGACUAGCGAAGCGUGUCUGAAAGGUCUGCCAAAGACAGCAGCUGGCGAAGUGAUAGCCUUUAAGGGCUGGCCAAAACUGCACUGGUUCGUUACUGAGCAUCUAGGCAAAACACCCAAGGACUGGAUGGCGCCGCCACGGCUCACCGAUGAUACGCCCGCGUAUAUCGAGUAUACCACUGACAAGGAUGGCUCCGUGAUGGGCGUAACCAUUACUAGGUCAGCGAUGAUGGCCCAUUGUCGCGCUCUCACGCAAGCCUGCGGUUACACCGAAGGCGAAAAUGCUGUCUGUGUGCUGGACUUCAAGCGAGAAGUCGGUCUCUGGCACAGCACCUUGACUAGCGUACUGAACGGCAUGCAUGUCAUUUUUAUUCCUUACGCCCUGAUGAAAGUCAAUCCCGCCAGCUGGAUGCAGAUGAUCACGAAGCAUCGUGCCAGCGUUGCAGUCGUAAAAUCACGAGAUCUUCACUGGGGUUUGUUAGCAACUAAGGAUCACAAGGACGUUUCUCUGGCAACGUUAAGGUUGCUGCUCGUUGCGGAUGGCGCAAAUCCAUGGUCUCUCUCAUCCUGUGAUCAGUUUCUCUCAGUGUUUCAAUCCAAAGGACUCAGGCCGGAUGCUGUUUGUCCUUGCGCUUCCUCGAGCGAGGCUCUUACAGUCUCUGUAAGAAGGCCAGGACGCGCAGGAGUGAACGCUACUGGUCGUGGAGUUCUCUCCAUGUCCGGCUUGAGUUACGGAGUUGUCAGAGUAGAUCAGGAGAACUCUCUUACGUCAUUGACGCUGCAGGAUUGCGGACAAGUUAUGCCUGGAAGUAUAGUAGUCGUUAUUAAAAUGGAGGGGCAGCCAUUUAUUUGUAAGACGGACGAAGUGGGUGAAAUUUGCGUGCACAGUGCAGCGACCGGUACCCAAUAUUGGGGUUUGCAAGGACUUACUAACAAUACCUUCAAAGUAUCACCGUUACAGCUCGAUGGUACCGCUUUAGGUGAUGUAGAAUAUACGCGUUCCGGAUUGUUGGGUUUUCUUGGUCCUGGAGGACUCGUGUUUGUCUGCGGGUCACGAGAUGGUCUCAUGACGGUAACUGGCAGGAAGCACAAUGCCGACGACAUUAUCGCCACUGUGCUGGCUGUCGAACCGAUGAAAUUUAUCUAUCGUGGUAGAAUAGCCGUUUUCAGUGUGAGAGUCCUCAGAGAUGAAAGAAUAUGUGUUGUUGCCGAACAACGGCCUGAUUGCAGUGAAGAAGAGAGCUUCCAGUGGAUGUCUCGAGUGCUGCAAGCGGUUGACUCAAUUCAUGCAGUAGGAAUAUAUUGUCUUGCCUUGGUACCACCCAACUAUUUGCCCAAAACGCCACUAGGUGGUAUUCAUCUGUCGGAAACAAAGCGCCGUUUUCUUGAAGGUGCUCUUCACCCAGCUAAUGUGCUUCUCUGUCCUCACACAUGUGUCACCAAUUUACCAAAACCUCGCGAAAUUCAUUCAGUGGGGGAUUCUGUUGCAGAUGUCGGUCCGGCCAGCGUUAUGGUAGGGAACAUUGUCCAGGGUAACCGAUUGGCCUCCGCGCAGGGACGGGACAUGGGUGUCCUGGACGAAGACAGUGAUAAUGCCAAAAAGUAUCAAUUUAUCUCCGAAAUUCUACGAUGGCGUGCUGUCAGCACUUCGGACCAUGUGAUAUUUACGUCGUUGAACGCGAAGGGCACCGUGGCUACCUCAUUGUCCUGCUCGCAGUUGCAUAAGAAGGCUGAAAGGAUUGGGAAUUUGCUCUUGGAUCGAGGAAGAGUUAACACUGGGGAUCAUGUAGCGCUCAUUUUCCCACCCGGUACCGAUCUAAUAUGCGCGUUUUAUGGCUGUUUGUACGUUGGUGCCGUGCCGGUGACCAUCAGGCCACCUCAUCCGCAAAAUCUUCAAACGACCCUACCGACAGUUCGCAUGAUCGUGGACGUCAGUAAAUCCGUCCUCGUAUUGACCAACCAGAACCUCCUCAAGUUGUUGAAGUCAAAGGAAGCGAAUAAUGUGGUCGACGUAAAGAGUUGGCCGAUGAUCCUGGAUAUGGACGACAUGCCAAAGAAGAAGCUACCAGUAAUGUAUCGGGCGCCUACUGCGGAGAUGCUGGCCUAUUUGGACUUCAGUGUCUCAACAACGGGCAUGCUCGCUGGCAUCAAAAUGUCUCAUGCGGCGGUCACUUCGUUGUGUCGUGCCAUGAAAUUGGCGUGCGAGCUCUAUCCUUCCAGACACAUCGCCCUCUGUCUAGACCCAUACUCGGGACUCGGUUUUGCCUUAUGGUGUCUCAGCAGUAUAUACAGUGGACAUCAUUCUAUACUAAUACCACCGUCCGAGGUGGAAGCCAAUCCUGCACUCUGGUUAUCGGCGGUCAGCCAAUCUAGAGUGAGAGACACGUUCUGCUCGUACGGCGUUAUGGAGCUGUGUACCAAGGGACUUGGUUCCUCGGUUCAUGCGCUCAAAGCGCGCGGUGUGAGUUUAGCGUGCGUGAGAACAUGCGUUGUUGUUGCUGAGGAGAGGCCACGGAUAGCAUUAACGACGAGUUUUAGCAAGUUGUUCUCUGCGCUCGGAUUGAGUCCGCGCGCAGUGUCCACCUCGUUCGGUUGCAGAGUAAAUACUGCCAUUUGCUUGCAGGGAGCAUCCAGUCCGGAGCCCUCGACAGUUUAUGUUGACCUUCGUGCGUUACGUAACGACCGAGUUUCCCUAGUGGAACGAGGCAGUCCGCAUUCUCUGUGCCUAAUGGAAUCGGGCAAACUGCUGCCCGGCGUGAAAGUAAUCAUCGCUAAUCCCGAGACCAAGGGUCAAUGCGGAGACUCGCAUCUAGGUGAAAUCUGGGUGCAGUCCUCGCACAAUGCGAGCGGUUACUUCACGAUCUACGGCGACGAGAGCGAUUACGCUGAUCACUUUAACGCGCGAUUAGUUACCGGCAAUACAAGCGAAGUCUACGCGCGAACCGGCUAUCUUGGUUUCCUAAGGAGGACCGAGAGUGUUCAACAGUCGGUGAUCAGCGACGUACCCGGUGAUACUAACAAUGUACCCGAGGCCGAUCUCGUGCCGAAUGAUCCAGAGCUUCACGACGCUGUAUUCGUUGUUGGUGCCCUCGAUGAGGCUAUCUUACUGCGAGGUAUGCGUUACCAUCCGAUAGACAUCGAAAACAGUGUCAUGCGGUGCCACAAGAAAAUCGCCGAAUGCGCUGUAUUUACAUGGACCAACCUUCUAGUUGUAGUAGUAGAACUGGACGGUAGCGAAAGCGAGGCACUUGAUCUCGUAGCUCUGGUGACGAGCGCUGUGCUGGAGGAACACCAUUUGGUGGUUGGCGUGGUGGUCGUGGUGGAUCCUGGUGUGGUACCCAUUAAUUCACGCGGUGAGAAGCAACGAAUGCACCUGCGCGACGGCUUUCUCGCGGACCAGCUCGAUCCUAUCUAUGUGGCGUACAAUAUGUGAACGGAUGGGCGAGAAAAAGUUGUCACUCUCUCCAUAUUCCGCUCUUCUCCUCGUCGACAGUUCUUAUCGCAGACAGUUCUCGAUGUAUUGAGGCUGCAGUGGAACUCCAUUUGCGAGGACAGUUUGCUCCAAAUAACGAUGGAACAAAUGAUUUUAGUAAGAGUAGUUGUAGCUUUUGUUUACUUUAUUUCAGAGCUCAACACGCGUUGCACAUUCUGGCCGAUUUUCAGUUUGUUCCUGCCUAGGGUUAUUCCCCUUCACAACAUCGAUUGGUUUUUGAAAGGUAAAAGAAUUACUCUAAGCGGAGUCUAAUUAAAAAUGUAUCAAAAUGUACACGUAUGUGUGUUGCGCUCUGCUUUAUUUGAUUCUUUAUGAGAAUUUUAUUCAGACAAUUGUACGCUACCGCUCAAAAAUUUCAAUACGUUAUCUAAUCUCUCAUAAAAAGUUAAAUGGAAUUGAUUCAUCAGAUAUCAAUAAAAUGCUACUAGAUUCAUUUACAUAAUUUGACAGCAAAUUAGUAGCAAAAACUAAAGUCUAUGCAGUGCAAUUUGAUGGAAAAUUGACAACAAAAACCGAACAAGUCAGUAUUUUGUAUUUUUAUCAAUUUGUCGGCAAAAAUGAUGACAAUUUGAUAGCAAGUUAGUGGUAAAAAACGAGCAAGAUCUGCAUCGCAUAUAAUGCAGUUCAACAAAUAAAGCAGUUCAAAAAAAUAAUUUUUUAAAUUAGAAUAUGAUUUGUUAUUUCCUAUACUUUGAUCUUUGGAUACUAGCACUAAUUCGAUUUCUAAAUUGCUUCAUCAUGUCACAAUUUUGAGAAUUAAAAAAUAGCGAUUUUGUAUUUGAUCAAAAAAGACCAAAUUUGGAUCUGUUCUACGCACAUUUGGCGUUGGACAUUUUCUUUCACACUAGAAAAUAAUGACUGUGUGAUUUAUGAUUUAUCUUUGUAAAGAAUGAUUAUUUUUUACAAUAUAACAAAGUAACAUAAUAAAAUGUAUAAUUAGUAAUAAUUAGUAAAUAUAUAUAUAUAUAUAUAUAUACACACAUACAUACACAUUACACAAUAGCCCUUAAUUAAAUAAAUUUAUUAAUUGUUCUUUCUUUAUUAAAAUUAAAUAUUUUGAAUAUCUUAGGCAAAACGCUAAUUGGCUGAUAUAUGAAUAUGGCCAGUCACUUGUUCCAUCCUAAUUGAUUAAAUAUUUUAAUGCGCAAGAGCACAUCUUGUUUUUUCAUACCAUGGGAUUAAUAAGAGAUUUGCGUUUAAAUAUGUGUACAUAUGUGAAAAAUUUUUAUGUAUGAUUUUUUUGUUAAAAUUCAAAAACUUGAUUUAAUUUAUCAGCGAUACUAUUUCCAUCAUUUUAAAUUUACCAAUUUUAGCAUUUUAGAUUUAUAUUUCUACUAUAAAAGAUUUCUAUACAUAAAUUUAUGCAAAAAUUCAGACAUAUUUUGAAUUUUUUGAUAUCUGUUGAAUCCUUUUCUUAAAAGGAUGUCGUUUGACUCCGUAUGAGAACAACGGAUUUGUAAGUCAUAAUGUAUCGUAAUUGUGUGAAAACUAAUUUCUUAUAAUGUUUGUUUUUUUAAUUUUGAAACAAAAAAAAUGUUUAUAGAAGAAAAAAAGAAAAAAAACAUUAUUUGUUUGAUUUAAAUUUUUUCAAAAGUUUAUAAAGAUUUUUUUAUUUGUUUUAAUUAUCUGCAUACAAGUUUUAUUACUGGAGCAAAUAAGCGAAAAAUUAAAAAUUAAACAAAAUUAUCGUGAUUAAUGGAGUUCUACUACAUGCGUUAAAGAAUGUUAAUGCACACAGCAAGUAUUACUAGCAAAGAGUAUAUAUAUGUAUAAAGUCGAAACACUUUUAAAAUCCAACUGCCACAAAUCCUUGGAACUGAUCAAAUAGAAAAAUCAGUAUUACUUUACGUAUAUCAUGAUGUAUAAUGAAAAUGAUCGACGACAAAUUAUUCGCCGAUAAUAAACUUUCGAAAUAUUAAAUAUAAAUUCUCUAUAGCGCUCCAAUAUCCGGUUUGUUUUGCGAAUUUUGUUUUACAAAAUAUUCAUCAUAUCCACCGAUUGUCGACAGUUUUGCGUUUUAUUUCUACAAUAUCGAAACUGCACAACGAUCAUAUUUAAUCUCGGCAUUCGAUCUUUAUAUAUCUGCGAACUGAAGGAUGCGUGAAAAAUUUUCGGUAUCAGGUAACUCGCACAAAAUCACAAUUUUGUACAUUUCAAGUCUCGUAUUGUAGCGUGCGCAAAAAUACUGAUGUAUUCUUUACAAUUUUGCUGCGGAAAACAAUCGUUCUCAUUGACGGGAGUAACGAAAGAUUUCGUCGCAAGGGCGAUUCUCGACAAUAUUCGUUUACAAUCGUUUUUUAUGACUGUUAGUCGUACGUGUUUUUUUAUGAUUGAAUAGCGAUUGAAUAUUUAAUGAUUAUUCUGAUCAGUCGGAUAUUUAAUUCUCCCAAUCUUGUCCGCACAAACGAAUAUAAUUACGAAACUAGCUCAAACUCGCGUAUAAGGAUAUUGAUACUUUGUGUAAUGUUGACUUUAGGGUUGUCAUUUAUCCUUCUCUUAUUUUAAUCGUACAUGUGUAUCGCAAAAUCAGAAAUGUCAAUCGGACUACAUGGCCUAUACUUACAAUUAGACAUAAAGAUAAGAUUAGAGACAAUUUUUUUCUUGUAAAAAGGAGGAUAAAAAUCUGCACGGAAAAUUUAACUCGAGAAAAACUUAACAUUUUGUACAAAAUAAUUCGAACAAUUUUAUACGCAGAUUGAUCGAACUCUUGCAGCAAAGCAUGAUUACUGUAAAGGAGAAUAUCUCUCUCUCUCUCUCCUUUCUUUUAAAAUUUUAUCAUAAAAGUGAACCGUUAAGUUUGAAGUUGAUUGCGCUUGAUUUCUCUUAUAAUUUCUUUAGUUAUGGAUAUUCUACCAAUAUGUACAGUUGUUGAUAGCUCUUUAAUUUAAUAUCUUUAAACGUAAGACGACAUAAAUAUGGUAUAUAUAAUAUUGUUGUGACUGUUAUGUGACUAUUAUUCGUAAUUAUAAUAAUCACAUGUGUAUUUGUCGCGCGGAAGAUUGGCAACUGCAAAUAUUUCAUUGGAGAAACACUUUUUUAUUUUGCUUCUUUAUAAAUAUUUCUGUUUUUAUAUCGAUAAUAAUUAUAUUGUUUACCAUGUUGUAUUUCUUUUGUUUAAUUGUUUUUGAUUGUAUAAUUUUUUUUUUAUAAUUUUCUAAAAUACCAGUCUUUCUAAAAUUAAAAUUUUGAGUAUGUGUAGUAUAGAUUAUAAACAAUUAAAAAAUUUUUUUUGAAUGAAAGAUUAUUCUUCCUAUUUUCAAUUGGAAAAUUUCUUUAAGUCACACGAAAAAAAAAGAUUUGAAAUAAAAAACUUAAUUCUGCUAUAUCAAUGUAAUAUAUUUAACAUUUAAAUUCAACGCUCUCAUCUGGUGAGAAUUAUUUACGACACUUAUACGAAAAUGCAAGUAAUUAUCGGCGAUAAUUUCGCCAGCGCAAUAUACACACACAUGGCAUUGUGAGUUUAUAAGCGCCUGCGGAACAUGAUGAUUGAUUAAUCGUUCGUAGAGUCGUAGAGUCGUAGAGUCUCGACGGCUGUACAUGGGCGGCUUUUUGUAAAUACGUAAUAUGAGAAAGAGGUAUCUCUCCUCCUACAUACUACCCCUUGCCAUUCAUUUACGCUUCUCUCUCUCACUCUUCUCUCUCCUUCCCCUUUUCCUCCCCUCCUAUCUAUCUAUCUAUCUUUAUCUCCUUCCUGUCUUUUUCAUUGUUAAGCUAUCGUGCCAUGUUACUUUGCGUUACUUCCGUACUUUUUCACACGGAAAAACGUACGCUCGAAAUAGUUACGUUGUACAGGCUUGAUUGCAUUGAUAGCUUCAGUUAAUUAACUGUCAUUAUUGUUAUAGUUUUUAAUCAUUUCCUUGUUUCUUUUAAGUCAUAAUUUAUUAUAACUAUCUGUUAUCAUUAUAAUAAUAUUCUAAACAGGGAAUACAAUUUAAUAGCACAAGUAUUCAACUUACAAUUAGUCAGGUAUUUCAUUAUAAUUAAUCUUAUCUUACUCUUGAUUGAUUGUAUCCACAAUUUCUGAUGAAUUUACUGUACAGAUGAUUCUUCUCGAAUCUUAAGAAAUUUGUAAAUAUUUUUUUAGCAAAUUUUCUAAAAACAAAUUAGUCGUGUGUGAUUAAAUGACGUGUUGGUAUGAUUAACAACAACACAUUUUUAAUGGAAUCACAUUAAAUUAUGAAGUAAACAAUCACAAAUACUUUGUUCUUUAUUCUUAGCACAAGUUUUGUAAAGUUUUUCCCCUACUAUAAAAGUUGAUUCAAUCAUAAAUUCCGAAUUUUAUAAUGCAAAUGCAUUAUAAUAUCAUCUCGAAAAAUUUUUAUUUUUAUAAGCGAAAACAAUUUCCCCCAAAAUUAUAUACUGAGGAGAAAAAGUUUAGCUUAAUUAAAUUUUUUCAUUUAAUUUUUUAAUUUAAAUAUAUAAUUAUGUGAACUGAAGAAAUUUCAUAAAAUGAAAAUUUUUAUCAAGUUUAAUUCUUUCUUCUCACAAUCAGUGUGUGCGACAUUUAUAUAGUUGUGAAAUAUUACUCAUGGAAUUAGGAGAAUCAGAUUAAUGCAAAUAUUUUCUCUAGGGCAGUCGAUGAUCCUUAGCGAAGAUCUGGAGUUUGAGAUAUUUUAUAUUGAGCUUGUAAUAAUGUCAAUCGAUUUCUCUCUCUCCAUGCGUGUAAGGAAUAAUAAUACGCAAAUACCUCCCCGAGGAAAGUAGGAAUGUGCAAUGAAUGAUUUUUUUUUAUAUUGAACGAGACAGGUGGCUGUUAUAACUGUAAUAAUGUCGAUUGUAAGGCUAUUGGAUCAGCAGAUAUUUGGAUCCUUUAGCCCUCGACUUCACGGAUUUGUGAUUAGAAGUAUAAUCACGCUUAAUAUUUAACCCUUUCGCGCGCGAUUAUAGAAAAUUAUAGAAAUGAACGUUUUAUAAGAACUUUACAAGCAUGUAUUUUAAAAUUAUAAAGUCCGUAAACAUAAUCAUAGAUUGUUAGAUGGCGAAAGGGUUAAACAGAGCAUUGAUAUAACGCAAAUUUUUACGAGAUCUCUUCGCGAGCAAUUCUCAUAUUGGGAAACAUUUUAUCAAAGCAUGUGUGAUUAAUCCAUUAGCACCCAAAUUCUUCACCUAAAAUUUUAUAGUAAUUAAUGAUUUAAUCCAAGAGCUAAUAUCUCUAGUGAAAAAAUUCUUAUAAUUUCUUAUGUAAUAUUUUCAAAAAUUUGUUAUAUUUAAAAUUUAUAAAGAUUUUUGAAGAAAUCAGUGUGUGCGACAUUUCUCUCUAUUAUAGAUUUUAUAAUAUACUUGAAAAUUAUGGCUUGAUAAGUUUUAAAAAUAUUUCAGAAUUUAUACACUUUUCUCAGUUUACAAAGAAUUUCUCAAAAAAAUUUUCUUAAUAUUUUUUAUAAGUUUUAGUUCGUCCAAAAAAUCUGUGAAAUUUUUAAAAAAAUUAUACACAAAUUUAAAAAAUUUAAAAUUAUACAAUUAUUAAAAAUUUUUCUAUCAAAGAAAUUAAAAGUAGAAGAAAAGGCUCGAGAAACGAGGAGUGUUGUAUGUAAUGUGCAAACUGCUGGGCGUUAACGGAUUGAUCUUAUGAUUUGUAUAAGAUUGUAGGAAAUGUUAUUUCUGUGUCAAGUACAUUUAAUUUUAAGAAGGGAUAUCCUUAGGCGCGCUUAAAAUUGCAAGGCGAUUUUGAAUCUGAGUCAAGAUAAAGCACAUGAUGCGAUAUAUAAAUAAUCAUUUAUACUAUGAUGCAUACGGAUAAUCGCAAUUAAUCACUAUACAAUCACUAUGCAACUUGGAAAGGACUUUUAUAUUAAAAAUGUUACGUGCCACUAUCUAAUACCAAUAACAAUUUUGGUUAAUUUUAUACGUAAUCGCUAUGUUCUUAUCUUAUAUCGGACGAGCAUGACCGAUGAGCACCAGAUAAGCUAGAGAACUCCUCGAUUGAAAGGUUCUCGCGUGGCCCUACUAAUGCAGAUCAGAGUACAUGCGCGAGUGUAUAACGUACGUGCGAGUGUGCGUGUGAGAAAAGUGGUUGUACUAUGUAUAAAUGUCGAUAAUUAGUUAAUAGAAUUGUAGCAUAGCAUGCCGAAGCGCGUCGCGUGAUUGAAAAGGUCGAGAGUCGAGGAGAGAGAGGAUCUGCAGCUACACGUAGGACGCGGGAUCCGCGGUUGAUCCCCCUAAGCUCCUAUCUUAGAUAUCGAAUCUGGAGCCGAUCUGUGAAUCGGAACCUAGGCCAGCACAAGUGGUCUAAGGCUGUGUAUAUAAAAUAACGCCCUCUGCGUUAGAAUUUAUUAAGGUAUAGUUUGUACGUUGAGCUAUAUAUAUUAUAUAUAUUAUAUACAUAUUAUAUAUAUAUAUUAUUAUAUUAUUAUCACGAAUAAUAUAACGGUCACUGUCUUUACCAAGCCGAAUAGUAUCAUCAUGCCUCAUGUAUCACAUUAAACGGACAUAUUAAUACUUA
Molecule: messenger RNA, 15002 nt
Organism: Monomorium pharaonis (pharaoh ant)
Lineage: Eukaryota; Metazoa; Arthropoda; Insecta; Hymenoptera; Formicidae
Gene: DIP2
Product: disco-interacting protein 2
Exons: 17
Coding region: 1814-8500 (2228 amino acids)
Source: RefSeq, a predicted model, not a curated record